CAUAUGUGUAUACUAUUAAGUACUUGGCAAUAAAAAUUUCCUACUAGGGCUGGGAUUGGUCAGCCACCCUUGUGAGCAAUGCCCCACGAGAGAGACUGAACUCGCCAUCCUUAUUUUCCGUAGCGAAAAUGCCGCCUGCUAAUGCGUUCCAUGGCAACCAACAGCAUCAUGGCGGUGGAAGUAGCGCUGUGGCAUCCUCGUCCGAGUACUCUCAGCACAGCCAUCUCCACGAGAGUAGCCAGCCACCCGAAGAGUAUGAGAUCGACCACCAACUUUUGGCACGCUACGAGCGUCUGAACCACGAACUCGAACAAAUGUCGCGGCUACAGCGAAGUCGUCAUCGCAACCACAGUUGGGACCGUGUCGACAGUACCCGUGCUGGGUCUCGCACUAUGAGCGGAAUCUUUAGUUCCCGCGGCGGCAACACAAGCACCCGGGUCACCAGUGCCCGGGGUUCAUCCCGCGGAAUGAGCUUUCGCAUGCUCACGUCGACGACGCCAAGCGAGCGCAGUGGGCCACACACCAUGCGUGGCGGUGGUGGACUCUUCUCCAGUUCCCGCGGCGGCGGUAUGUAUCCUCCGUCACGUUGCCAUCGUAGUGCUGAUCGUACAGUUGUAGGGCUACUCGCGAGCACCCGCGCCGCCAAGGUGGAGAUUCCCACGCCAUACGAAGAGGAAUGGGUCGCGCUGUCAAAAGAAUUGGAAAAAGCGCGAAAAAUGUGCAUCGAAAAACGGGCGGUGCAGUCGGAUUUAUUGGAAAAAAUUGAAAAGUACGAAACUUCGGCGAUUCGGCGGUUUUUUGCCGUCAACAAGGAAAAACGAGUCGAGAAGCUCAAGGGCAAGCUAAGCAAGCAGCUUCAGGAAGCCGAGGCCGCGGAAGAGUCGCUGCUCAAGCUCGAGCGCCGCAGCAUGAGCAUGUCCGAGGUGGUCCACCACUUCCCGCCGCCGUCCAUGUCAUAUACGUCCAUGCGCGGCGCGUCCUCCAAGAGCCUCCACGAUCCAUCGAGACAUGUGCUUGCCGAUCCCCUCGACGUGGAACUCCAUGAACGACAAGAACUGCUCGAACAAGAGAAGCGGGACAUCCUAAACAACGUGUUCAAUGCGUUCGUAGUUCCGGAUGUGAACCGGUUGAAAGCGCACAUUGCAGUUGCCAAGUCCGAGCUCAAAGCUGGCGAGUCCGUCAAGAAGCAAGUGGACGAGGUGUACGCCAUGUACCGCGCGGCAUUUUCGCUCCUUCGCGCGGCGCUCGCGUCCAUCGUCGGCAACGCGUACCAGCACAGCAUGAAGGAGUUCAUCCAAGGGCCGUACCCACAGGCCAUCGAAGCUGGUCGGCUCGUGGAAGGCGCGGGACUGCUCAUCCAGCCAGAAGCCAAGCGGAAGUACCCCGACUUUGCGCCGACGAUCACCGGCAUCCAACUACCCAAGUUCCCGACGUCCAUGAAGGACCUGGCGCGGCCUGGCGCGCUCUUGACCAUGGAACCCGGGGUCAUGGAGAGCGCAGACAUGGACCGACGACUCAAGCGCGCCGAGAGUGUGAUCGUCAAGAUGCAGCAACUCGUGAACCGCAACCUCGAGUGCCUUGAGCAGUGGCGCGGCCUCCUCGAGAAGGACCGCCAUCAAGCAGAAGCCACGGGCAGAUCCCUUGAAGCCCAGCUGGACAAGAAAAUGAACACGUUUGUCCACAGCAUGGCCGCGUAGCUCCGUCGCUCGCUCGCUCGUUCGUCCUAUUAAUAAUGUCACCUGUGCCUCCUGUACAUAUAUGUCGACUCGGCGGCUUCCACUGCUAAUAUCACGUCGUUAAUAUGUAGAAUAGGAUUGGUAUUUCAC
Aphanomyces astaci is the source of this 1826-nucleotide messenger RNA. RefSeq lists its product as hypothetical. Bases 129 to 1697 code for a protein of 522 amino acids. The record is from RefSeq and is a predicted model, not a curated record. The transcript has a single exon. Lineage: Eukaryota; Oomycota; Saprolegniomycetes; Saprolegniales; Verrucalvaceae.